CUUCAUAAUAUCUUAUAAUAUAUUACAUAUUAGCCUCAGAACAAUUUGUGGCAUGAGAUCCAUUAUGCGUUUAUGACAUAAUUGAAUAGAACUACUGAAUAUUCGUUUCAGGUCAACGACACCAGUUGUGAAGAAUGAAGAAUAGGUUAAUGAAGAGUGAAGUGAAAUCCUUGUUUAUUUGUUAGAAAUUUUUCGCUCCAACUAUGGAUACGUCGAAGAAAUACUGCAACCCUAGUCCAGAAAACAAUGCGAAUCCCUUGUCCAAACUUUUUUUUUGGUGGGUAAUUCCCUUCUUCAAACAUGGGUACUCCAACAAUCUGGGAAUGAAAGACGUCUACAAUACUCUGAAUUCUGAUAAGAGUGAGUAUUUGGCGAAUGAAUUAGAAAGAAACUGGAAGGAGGUUAUAACAGAAUCAAGAUUCAAGAACACUAAACCAAGCUUAUUGACCGCGAUCAGGAACACAUUUUGGAAGCCCUUCUCCAUAGUUGGAAUCGUUAUAAUGUUGAGAAUUGUCAUUUAUUCAUAUUUCAUGCCAUUGAUCCUUUCGGAAUUCAUUGCGAUCUUCAACGAAGUUCCGCGGAAUAUACGUAAGGGUUGUUACUUAGGAGUCACUCUGAUCUCUAUGAAUUUCCUCAACUGCCUCCUGGCUCAUCAAGGAAACCUCUACACCAAGAGGCUAGGAAUGAGAGUUCGAGUGGCCUGCUGUUCUCUCAUUUAUAGAAAAGUAAGUUGUCUUUUACCAUCACCAAACUCAAUUUCAGAGAUCACGCAGCCAGUCAAUUCGAUAUUGAGGCUUUCGAAUGGAUUUUUGAACUAUGAGGUCCUCAAACUGAACAAAACAUCGUUGGUCGAUACCGACGUAGGAAUGCUGGUCAACCUUUUGUCGAACGAUGUGAACAGGUUCGAUUUUGCAGCAUCAUUAUUUCAUUUCAUCUGGAUAAUGCCAAUUCAAGCAGUAAUUGGUACCUACGUUAUGUAUGACUUUGUUGGUGCGGUAGCUUUCGUUGGAAUUGGUGCUAUGGUGUUACAGGCUGUUCCCGUUCAAGGUUAUUUUUCUAGAUUGCAGGGAAAAUUACGAAUGGAAAUCGCUUCAAGAACGGAUAGCAGAAUGAAACUAAUGAACGAGAUUAUAUCCGGAAUACAAAUGAUCAAGAUGUACGCCUGGGAGAAACCAUUCGAAAGCAUGGUCGCCCAGCUCAGAAAAAGCGAACUACUGCUCAUAACCAAAACGUCCUAUAUCAAAGCUUGCUCAACGUCUGUCCAAGUUUUCACGGAGAGGGUGUCCCUCUACAUCAUCGUUAUAACCUAUGUUCUCACAGGAAACGAACUGACAGGAAGUCUAGUAUUCGCAAUGUCGCAAGCCAUCAAUUUUCUGCAAUUAGUUGUUUGCAUCAUGUUCCCGAUGGCUCUUUCGGCAUACGCCGAAGCGAAGGCUUCGAUUAACAGGAUAGAGAAAUUCCUGUCCAAAGAAGAAAGACAUGACAUAGCGAAUAGUUCUGGAAGUACGUGUCCGACUGGAUCUGUCAAGCUAGCAAAUGUCAAUGCUAGAUGGUUGGAGAAUAUUGAAACCUUGAUUGAUGUGUCUUUCGAGAUCAAACCAGGUAGCUUCUGCUGCAUCGUUGGUAGCGUAGGAUCUGGAAAAAGCUCGAUCCUUUUGACACUCCUACGGGAGAUACCGAUAACGUCUGGAAAAAUAGAUGUUGGAGGAACGAUGUCGUACGCUUCCCAAGAAUCGUGGAUUUUUGGCUCGGAUAUCAGGAGUAAUAUUCUCUUCGGUCAGCCAUUUCACAAAGAAAGAUACGAGAACGUCGUGGAAGCAUGCGCUCUGAAAAGAGACCUUCAGAAUUUCCUCCAUGGUGAUAACACCACCAUCGGUGAAAGAGGUAUGACUUUGAGUGGAGGACAGAGAGCUAGGGUAGGCUUAGCUCGAUGUGUUUACCGUGAAGCUGAUAUCUACCUAUUGGAUGACCCCUUGUCAGCAGUUGACCCUCACGUUGCUAAGCGUAUAGUGGAAAAAUGCAUCUUGGAGUUCCUUCAGGGAAAAACGAGGAUUGUUGUAACCCACCACAUUGAAUUUUUGAGUCACGCAGAUGUCGUUUUGAUCUUCAAGGAAGGAAAAGUAGAAAAAUUCCUGAAACCCAACGAACUCUCCAAAAACGAGCUGAAUAUCAUAAGACAGACCAGCAAUGUUGAACUGAAGGAAAAUAAACUUUUAGAAGAAAAAGCUGAGUCGAUGUUAUCUUUAGAGUCGUUGAAUUAUGAAAAUGAAAAAGAGGAAGAAGAAGAAAUUAAGACUAGAGAAACACAAGAACUGAUCAAAAAGGGCCUGAUUUCAUUUUCAGUCUACAAGGAUUACUAUAGAGCUGGAGCUAGUACGAUUAUUCUUCUUUUUGAAAUGUUUCUCUUCUUGACGGCACAAAGUUUCUGCAUCGGAUCCGAUCUCUGGAUUACAUUCUGGACCAAUAAUAUGGAUCAAUCCAAAAAGGAAAACCUAUCGUUACUGACAUUGAACUCAUAUAAUCAAUCGGCAGUCCAUCUAAACCCUAAUAACACUAUGAAUAACACAUUAGUAGACACUGUAUGGUCUUGGAUUCCCAACACCUUGAAUGAAGAUCUUUACAUCCAGGUCUACACAACUCUAAUCAUAUGUGGAGUCGUACUCACCGUUUGGAGAUCAAUAUUUUUCUAUAAAAUAUGUAUGAAGUCUUCGGAACAUCUGCACAAUUUGAUGUUCCUCAACAUAAUGCAAGUCAAGAUGAAAUUUUAUGACACCACAUCAUCAGGCAAAAUCCUGAACAGGUUUUCCAAAGAUAUGGGUGCAAUUGAUGAGCAGCUUCCAAGUGUCACUUUACUUUCGGUGCAAGUCAUCCUCAUCGGUAUUGGAAUCUCAACACUUGUAAUCAUUAAGUCUCCAUGGAUGGCAAUACCGACUGUAGUCAUAGGAGUUUUCGUCUUUUGGUUCAGGAAGGUAUUCCUUAAGGGUGCGCAAGAUGUGAAAAGAUUGGAAGGAAAAGCUAAAGGUCCAGUAUUCUCCUAUGUAGCUGCAACUUUGAACGGUAUAACCACAAUAAGAUCAGCGAAUGCUGAAGAAGUUCUAAAACGAGAAUUUGAUACACUACAAGAUCAGCAUACCGCAACAUGGUACUUGCUGUUGGUGCUCUUCGAUGCAUUUGGAUUUUUCCUGAACACAAUCACGAUAGUUUUUCUGUUCAUAUUAACAUUUCAGUCUCUCUUCGAUGCUAAAGCCUUAAGUGGAGAUGUUGGACUGAUAGUGUCGCAAAGUCUGAUCAUAAUUGGAGUAUUACAAUUGGGAGCAAGAAAUACUGCGGAUGUUGCUACCCAUAUGACUAGUGUUGAGCGUGUUCUCAAGUAUACUAAGCUGGACAAAGAGGGUCCCUUUGAAUCAAUUUGCAAACCACCUCCAUUCUGGCCUCAAGCCGGUGGCAUUAAGUUCGUUAAUGUUAACUCAACACUCAGUUUGGGAGAGCAACCAGUGCUCAAAGAUGUAAAUAUCGAAAUUGAACCAGGAGAAAAGAUUGGCAUAGUUGGAAGAACAGGAGCAGGGAAAUCCAGUCUCAUAUCAGCCUUAUUUAGGCUUAUCUCAAUCGAAGGUUCUAUCGAAAUUGAUGGAGUAGAUAUAAUGAAAGUAGGUCUGGUUGAUUUGAGAACUGGAAUCUCGGUUAUACCUCAAGAACCCGUACUUUUUUCUGGUAGCAUUCGUUACAACCUAGAUCCCUUCGGCAAAUGGGAUGAUCAAACCUUGUGGCAAGCAUUGUAUUGCGUGGAACUUCGACAUGCAAUAGAAAACCUGGAUAUGAAUGUCUCGGAAGGUGGUUCUAACUUCAGUGUUGGUCAACGACAACUAAUUUGUCUGGCUCGAGCAAUUAUAAGGGACAAUAAGAUUUUGGUUAUGGAUGAAGCUACAGCGAAUGUUGAUCCAACAACUGAUGCCCUUAUCCAGAAGUCCAUCAGAAAGAAUUUCAAGCACUGUACAGUUUUGACAGUGGCUCACAGACUCAACACUAUUAUGGAUUCAGACAGAGUCAUUGUUAUGGAAACUGGUAGGGUACAUGAAUUUGCAACUCCCAAUGAGUUGUUACAGGAUCCUGCAAGUCUCUUCAGUAAAAUGGUAGCCAAAAGUGGUACCGUAAUGGAAACUGAAUUGAAAAGGAUAGCCAAGGAUCACUACAACAGUAAAGAGCAAAGCUGAUAUAAACAUAAAGUCAAUCAAAUCAAGAGUUUUUGAAUAAAUGGAAAACUCGUC
Coccinella septempunctata (seven-spotted ladybird) is the source of this 4265-nucleotide messenger RNA. Its product is annotated as ATP-binding cassette sub-family C member 4-like. NCBI's taxonomy places the organism in Eukaryota, Metazoa, Arthropoda, Insecta, Coleoptera, Coccinellidae. The coding region runs from base 204 to 4211 and encodes 1335 amino acids. Gene Ontology annotation, biological process: transmembrane transport. Gene Ontology annotation, molecular function: ATP hydrolysis activity; ABC-type transporter activity; ATP binding. The transcript is spliced from 18 exons. The record is from RefSeq and is a predicted model, not a curated record. Gene Ontology annotation, cellular component: membrane.